UGCUUAAUUGAGAUGAAGCCCUGUAAGUGUAGGAAGUUUAGGGAGGCUACUGCAACUAGCCCUGGCCCAGGUGGCUGUGGCUCUUCCCGCGUACCAUCAACCGUGCACAGACCUAAGGUGCUCAAAGACAGGCAGUUACCUCCAUACCUAGGUAGGUACCUUACUUGUUGCAGCUAGAAGGAACGCAACCUCUGCUCCACCCUUCUCACUCAUUCUCAUUCCUCGAUUGUCACUAUCCAAGCCCUGCAAUUUGCCAUUAGCAUACCAUAAAAUCCUGCUACCGUAUUAGCGCCCAGAGACGAGCUUCCAUCUGAUGCGCGACUCAAUGGACGAUACGGUUGGUUACACCUUGGAACGAAAGUUCCGUAUCAUUCAUGAAUAUGAGCCGAGUCAGUUAUCGUUACGACCUCGACGUUUCCCUGACAUCCGACUUACACUGAUACAUGGCUGUCUGCGUCACGAACGCACCGAACCAACUCAUCAGGGUUGCCCCGUGGCGCUGACGCCGCUGAAUGGGAAUUAGGGAGAAGGUGACAUCGCAACCCGUCAGGAUGCGGGAAGGGAUUUUCUCCCAUCCACUUGACAAAGUUUAACCAGAUGAACGCUCAUUGUUGAUGCCCAUGAGACGCCACCCAUCGACGGGAAGACAUUCGUGGAUUACUCCAGGCACACCUGGGUAUUUAGUGUACCUAUGGCGGACCGAUCAUAGAUCCUCGUCUAAGGCUCUGAGCUAUGUCUUAUCCUGCAGCAGUGAGGCUGAAUAUUAAUCGUGAAAUGCUUCAGGUACCAAGCAGAUCUGCCCCCUUCAGGAUCGGUAGCGAAAUCAAGAGGUAGAACAACGCUCGUUUAGUGGCAUUACUUACGGAUUGCCCAAUCGCAGUCGCAAUUUACAAGGGUCCAACUAACACAAGGUUCCAGUGAUGGGUGCGUGCCCAGGCGUGUGCUGAAUCGCCUUCUGUCUAAACUUCAAACUUGCAACCAUUCUCAGAAAAUUUGCCCCCUCCCAAGGCCUGGCUCAAGCAGCACUGACGCCGCUUCACCUUGGAUGGUCACCUUUUUUGACCAAGGAUAUCUUGAACGGCCCUGGAUUGCUUUCUCCCCGAUCGGGGUACGCCGGCUCCUCGUACCGGCCUAUGUACAUCGCAUUGUAAACUGGUCUGUGAGCACUACUUUACCUGCUGGGGGCUCACUAAUGCAUCCCGUCGUUCGAGGUUUGGGACCGUUGGACACGCGGGCUUAGUUACCCCACUAGCUAGCUAGCUAACUAACUUACAAACUCACUCCACUCGCCGUUACAGACCCGGUCCUGGCUUGAAUUCGACACGACAGAUCAGACCCUGGACUAGGUAAAAUGUCUCUAGCUUGUUUGCUUUCGGAUCCUCGUCCUGCUGAAGCAAACGCUUCCGAGACAGAAACGGGGAUUGCCAUGGUCAUGGCCUCAUCGGCGCCGUGCCCAGGGGAUCCUUGAUGUUUGUCCCGGUCCCAUCUAUAACCACCAUAAGAUCGCCCUCAUAUUACGUUUGAGAUACCAUCCUCUUCUGGUCUAUUUCGUGCCUCUACUCAACAUUCUUUUAGAUCCAGUGGAUCGAGGUUUCGCCUUGCUUAAACCUUAUGAGCCCACCACUACAGCCAUCACCUCCACGCACAAAAUUCAAGGCCUAGUAUAGACGCCGCCACUUCGCCUACCUUAUCUGUGCAUCCGAUCUGUUGCCAUCGGUCGAACAUUGUAAAUUGUCACGCCGCCAGUUUUUAUAAAUGCUAGUGGUGGUAGAAUUGGACUUCGUUAAAGCACCCUCCAGCUGGCUCUUUGAAUCGACACAGUUCGUCCCUUGGCAGACAAGAUCAACUUACAAUUAUUUCAUCAAAUAGAAUAUCGAGUGAGUACGAUGGUAAAGUAUGUUCUCGAAAUUCGAGUUAAUCCCUUUACUCAGACCAUUCUGUUUCCGACGCCUUGCCAGCAUGUGCGAUUUCACCAAAAACUAUUACAUCUACACUUCUUGCACAGAUCCUGGGACACAUUUCUGCAAAACUUCUAUAGAUGGAAGUCGCGAGCAUGCCUGUCCCAAAGGUCCUCAUGAACGCUAUAUCGUUCUCCCGGAAAGCUGCCCGUUGUGUUGUGGGUGAAACCAAAAACUCCGGUUGAUGUUAGACUCGACACUCCCAGGAAGAACACUGGAGAAACAACCUUGCCGUACUCACCAUGGCCAGCGAAUUUCAUAUUCUCCAUUGAUAUGUAAUUGCAAAAAUGACAACCUGGCUUGAAGCUUAUUGAAUUCAAGGCACCAAGCUGAUGUUUCUUUCCAUUCAAUCGAAGCAGAGCUACGAAUUUGAGAGUACAAGCGCAGGAUCUUGAGCCUCCCAUAGGAGUCUGAACGAGAGGAACAAGCAGUAGAGAUGCUAUCGAUGAGGAAAGGGAGGCAACAUGCGAUUCUAUCGGCAGCAUCUGUGAAAAACGACAGAGGCAAGCGAACCAAAAACAUUAGCCAGCGACAGAUUUGAAAGUUGAACAUUGAGCUAGACCCCUAGAGGCUCGUUUGUACUGGUACACGGGAAUUACACAUUAACUCGGCGUUAUGGAAAUAAUUAAAAAGAAAUCUAUGGUCACUGAAUGCGAAUUUAUAUGUGUGGCAGACGCAGCCUCAGCUUCUUAGCUAUUGACUUUGAGCGAUCGGAACCCACGCCUUUGAACGGUUUCAUGAUUGACAUGGAAAGCAUAUUGCUACAUAUUUUACCACUCUUAGGCUUAUAUCGGUUCAUAUUUAGCGCACGAAAGACGAGGGACUCCAGUCAUAGGUACUACCUAUAGAGCAACUGUUGUCAGCUGGCUCUGCAGGCUGCCAUUAGCAUAUAUUGUGGCUGAUAUACCUUACCAAGUAUGGCUUACCUCGCAGGUUUGGAAGAUGCAACACUCCGAUGAUUGCCAAAUAAGCAGGGAUGUUGUCGGUGUUUUCACUGCGUGGUUACAUUGCCGUUGACAUCAGGACCGUCACGACGGGUGACGGAGUGCGCUAUGCUAUGCUAGUGAGACGUAGGCUGCCAUCCCGCCAUCUUCUUUAGGCUCUGACAGCUCGCUUACAGCGAUCGAGUCCCUUGACCCCACUGAUCUUGGUCAACGUACGGCUGAGAUAAGAGACAAUGUGCAAGUAAAGGGCAAAGAUCAGAGUUAAUAUGGAGUUUGGCCGGGUAUAAAGUUAAUGCUGCGGGGAAUGAGGGGGAAUAAGCGCGCCUGUGCGAGCCUUUGAGGCGCAUGCCGCGCGGGAUGUACCGGUAACCGUUUGACAGUCUGAUGAGGCGGAAUAUUAUGGCCAAUGACCUGAGAUUGAGGACAAGAGAGACAACAGGGCCUGUAUGUAUGAUGCAGCUGAGAAUAAGCGAGAUCUGCCACGUUCAUCCCUGUUGGCUCGACGCAGUGUCGGCUCACUGCCCGCGCUGAGACCUGAGACGAAACCAUGGCUAUUAGGACGUUUUGAUGCUUAGAUCCAGGUGUUUAAAGAAGAACAAGUCGGUCGGUUUACGCCGGCCCGGGUAAAAAC
This is a messenger RNA of Fusarium verticillioides 7600, 3533 nucleotides long. RefSeq lists its product as hypothetical. The record is from RefSeq and is a predicted model, not a curated record. The coding region runs from base 1897 to 2124 and encodes 75 amino acids. NCBI's taxonomy places the organism in Eukaryota, Fungi, Ascomycota, Sordariomycetes, Hypocreales, Nectriaceae. The transcript is spliced from 2 exons.